AUGGGUGAUAAUUUUGAUGACCCCGAAGACCUCGAUGCGUCGGACCAGCCUUCUCCUAUUGUAUCCGAUGCUGAUGACGAACCAAACCAUAAAUUGGGUGAUAAAUUAGUGCUGAUUAAGACUAAGCAUGGUCACAUUAUCAAUGAAAUCAUUCGUACUUAUGGGCAGCCCGAGACAGAACGUUUGAAGUGCAUACUGGGCGAGUAUCUUCGUGGAGAUUCAUAUCUUUAUAUCAGUCUCUGCCCUAUUAAUGGUGAUAUUCAAAACGCCUUCGCCUGCAUUGAAGGACCUAAUCUGACCCCGUAUGAAGGAGGUAUCUUCUGGCUGCACGUUUAUUUUCCGGUGAAUUAUCCCAGUCACCCACCCAAAAUGCGUUUCUUAACACCAAUUUGUCACCCAGACAUCAAUGAAAAUGGGGAGUUCUACCAUAAAGAGCUUUCGUUAGAAGAAGAUGGAUACGUUCCUCCUAUCUUCACACGAGACAUUCUCUGGUCGGUAUUUGAGAUGCUUGACCAGCCUGAUUUUAAGGAAUUUAUAUUUGAAAACAGUUAUAUUUCUGAGUUUGAUGAGUUCUUGCAAAAGGCAGAGCUUUACACUCAGAAAUAUGCGAUGGCUAAAGAGCCAGAUGAGACAAAACUGGUGAAAGAUUGGCUAGAACAUUUCGAUCAACAGACCGGGGCUGUCCAAAGAUCCGACACUCAAGAAACGGAUGAUGAUGCACCCGCAGAUGCUACUGUUGAAACAUGCCGGGUCGCUCUCAUCAAGUGGCGGCAGCAGAUAUGGGAAACGCGCAAAAAGAAUCAAUUCAAGGAUAUUGAAUCCAUCAUACCAGACUCUGCCAUCAUUACCAUAUCUAAUAAUCUGGAUAGAAUGUUUGCCGCGGAGAUCCUACUUGAGCAAUUAGACUUGGAAGAAUGGGAUGCACGCACGCAGUUUCUAGAAGACUGGUCUGAUUCUUCUAUUCGGAAGUUGUUGAAGGAUGUAUGCGAUCACUGCAUAGAAGCUGUUGUUCAGCAGUUGGAGAAGGAAAAAGAGGACGCCAUGCGAGCUACUAUGAUAGAUAAGCAUGAGCAAACCUGGAAUCCAAUGUGGUUCAGAGGAUGA
Molecule: messenger RNA, 1104 nt
Organism: Sclerotinia sclerotiorum 1980 UF-70
Lineage: Eukaryota; Fungi; Ascomycota; Leotiomycetes; Helotiales; Sclerotiniaceae
Exons: 1
Coding region: 1-1104 (367 amino acids)
Source: RefSeq, a predicted model, not a curated record